AUGGACGGCGGGGGCUCCGGGCCGGCGCCCAACGCCGCGCGCACCGCGGACGAGGUCUUCCGCGACUACAAAGCCCGCCGCGCCGGCAUGAUCAAGGCGCUCACCACCGAUGUGGAGAGGUUCUUCAAGCUCUGUGACCCCGAAAAGGAGAACUUGUGCCUUUAUGGCUAUCCCAAUGAGACGUGGGAGGUGACCUUGCCAGCUGAGGAAGUGCCCCCAGAGAUCCCUGAACCAGCAUUGGGAAUCAACUUUGCUAGGGAUGGCAUGAAUGAGAAGGACUGGCUGGCGCUAGUUGCAGUCCACAGUGAUUCCUGGUUACUGUCUGUUGCAUUCUACUUUGGUGCACGGUUUGGAUUUGACAGAGAAGCUAGGAGGCGACUCUUUAGCAUGAUAAACAACAUGCCCACAAUAUUCGAGGUAGUGACAGGAGCGGUCAAGAAGCAGGCGAAGGAGAAGACACCUAACAGUAGCAGCAAGAGCAACAAGCCUAGUUCAAAAGUGGUAAAUGUCAGCCACUUUCUGUUGCCAUCCAACCUGGAAAUUCUUGCUGAUAACAUGCCAUUGUGUCCGCAGCAGUCAAGAGCAGAGUCUCGUUCAAAGGCUAAGGUUCCCAAAGACGAAGAAGAGAGCGGUGAUGACGAUGGGGAUGAGGAGGCGGAAGAGCACGACAACACCCUGUGUGGAACCUGCGGAACCAACGACGGCAAGGACCAGUUCUGGAUCUGCUGCGAUAACUGCGAGAAGUGGUACCACGGGAAGUGUGUCAAGAUCACGCCUGCCCGAGCUGAGCAUAUCAAGCAGUACAAGUGCCCGGACUGCACCAACAAGAGGGCCAGGGCGUGA
This is a messenger RNA of Miscanthus lutarioriparius, 843 nucleotides long. The record is from the annotation of a GenBank genome assembly. NCBI's taxonomy places the organism in Eukaryota, Viridiplantae, Streptophyta, Magnoliopsida, Poales, Poaceae.